This is a messenger RNA of Musca domestica (house fly), 1629 nucleotides long. RefSeq names its product box C/D snoRNA protein 1. Gene Ontology annotation, cellular component: pre-snoRNP complex; nucleus. The record is from RefSeq and is a predicted model, not a curated record. Gene Ontology annotation, biological process: snoRNA localization; maturation of LSU-rRNA from tricistronic rRNA transcript (SSU-rRNA, 5.8S rRNA, LSU-rRNA); box C/D snoRNP assembly. The transcript has 5 exons. Bases 330 to 1574 code for a protein of 414 amino acids. Lineage: Eukaryota; Metazoa; Arthropoda; Insecta; Diptera; Muscidae.
UGUUUUGCUUUUUAAGUUGUUGUUUUUUAGUAACGCGUUAUUGUUUUUACAUCUUUUUCUUAAGCUUUUAACAAGAAAAAUUAUUAUAUUAAAUAUCAAAAUUGGCGUCUUAACUUCCAAAGAAUAGAAAAGAAUAAAAAUCUAUUAAAAAUCAACGAGAAGGAGGUAUGCUGUCGCCGUCAUAUAAUCACGUUUUAAACUGAUAAUUUGCUUUUUUUUUUGACAUCAUCAUAGGCUUGAUUUUUAAGUCUCGCCGUCGUUGAGGAACUGAUAAGCCGGAAACCCCUGCGACUUUGUAAUAUAGCUUCAGUUUUGUGUGUGUUUCAAAGAUGAAACGUACUUGUUCCACUUCAGAUGAUUCCGAAGAGAUAAUUGUUGUAAAAAAGUCACAUAAUGAUGGUGCAAUUAAUCUAGAUUUGAAAAUAAAUAAUGAAGAUUCUGAUAGCGAUGUGAGUGAAGGUGACAAUGAUGAGGAGGAGGACGGCGAUGAAACACCGAGAGGAAGUUCCAAUGCAAAUUUCCCCGCCCGUUUGGGUAAGUGUGAAGUAUGUGCCGCCCAAGAAGCCCGCUACACCUGCCCCAAAUGUGAAGUGAAAACCUGCUGCCUGAACUGUGUACGCAUACACAAGAAAGAACUGGAAUGUGAUGGCAUACGGGAUCGCACCAAAUUCAUACCCCUCAAAGAUAUGACAAAAAUGGAUUUUAUGAGCGACUACUAUUUUCUCGAAGAAUGCACACGAUAUGUGGAAGAUCGUAAAGUGGAUCGUGUUAAACGGUAUACACGUUUCAAUACCGAAUUGCCCAUACACUUGUAUCGCCUUAGGCAGGCGGCCAAGGAGCGGAAAUGUACCCUCAAGAUUUUGAUACAAAACUUUGCCAGACAUAAGGAGAACACCACCUACUAUGAUUGGAAGACGAAGAAGAUUUGGUGGCGGGUAAAGUGGAUUUUCGUCAAUGCCGGGAAUUUGUGUUAUGUCGAUGAGAAAUGCCUUGAGGAUGAGUAUCUAAGAGAUUUACUCAAGAAAUACAUAGAUAAGGAUUGUCCGGAGCCGGUGGCAGAGAAAAAGAAAUUGGAGUUCUAUCAAAGCAAGGGGGUGCAGGGUUUAAGGGUCAUGCUAAAAUCGGAAGGCAUUAAAGGCUGUAAAAAUCGUUAUUAUCUCCUGGAUGUCAACAAAACCUUGAGAAGUAAUCUUAAACAUAAAACCUUGGUGGAAUAUCCUUUCAUAUAUGUUAGCUAUGAGGAGGAUCCCUGUGGUUUUGACAUCAUUGAUUCAGAGGAAGAUGUUGAAGGUGAAACAAAACAACAUCAAGAUCUGCUGGAACAAUAUCGCAAGGCGGCACUGGAAAAACAAAAACGCCAACAAGCUGAGGGCUCUGAAGAGGAUGGCGAUGGCGACGAUGAAACCCCUGCUGAUGUUGAAACUUUGGUAAAGUUACAGGCCGAACAAAGACGCAAAGAACGGCAACGCAAACGUGCCGAGUAUGAAAAACAACAAAGUCAUAACUUCCUCUUUACCGAUGAACAGCUAAUGGAGGCAUUAUCUUCUUCGUCCAGCGAGGAUGAAGAGGGCUAAUAUAAACCUUUAAUAAUUUUAAAAUUAAGAUGUAAUAUACUUGUUUUUAUACAUA